Suillus discolor is the source of this 2042-nucleotide messenger RNA. Its product is annotated as ABC1 family-domain-containing protein. The transcript has 14 exons. The record is from RefSeq and is a predicted model, not a curated record. Gene Ontology annotation, cellular component: mitochondrial inner membrane. Gene Ontology annotation, biological process: mitochondrion organization; lipid homeostasis. NCBI's taxonomy places the organism in Eukaryota, Fungi, Basidiomycota, Agaricomycetes, Boletales, Suillaceae. The coding region runs from base 93 to 1922 and encodes 609 amino acids.
CAAACCGAACCGAACGUAAUUGCGAAAAGUUUUAUGUAGCUUUGCUGCCCGAGCCCGAUGAUGAGGCCUCAGGCUGCCACUAGACCAUCAACAUGCACAGAGUCAUCCUGAAGUUCCGUGCUCCACCUAGCUGGCGCAGCUCACGUUCCUUCCUUCGCUCCCAAAAGCCGUUCGUUCGUCAUAAUAACACUGACCUGCAUAAGCGCCUGGCCUCAUCUGACGCGCCCCAGCGUCCUCAGGAAAAGUCUUGGCUUUGGUAUCCGGGGACUCUUCUAGCGCUCACUGGUGUAGGGUACUAUGCAUAUGAGAAUCACCAGCCUUCCCGACAUGCUGUAUUGGCGACUUUACGGUGCUCACGACUUGCGCGGGCUGCAAUAUCCGGAGCAAUUGAUUACAAGCUUACUCUUGCGCGCACCUUUACUUCUGAGGAAGAGAGGCUUGAAGCGGUCUCACAAUGUCAUGUUCGGAGCGCUACGAAGGUGCUGAAUGCUCUGUUGGCUAAUGGAGGCAUCUACAUCAAAUUGGGACAACAUAUCGCGUCGCUAAUUGUACUACCAAAAGAAUGGACCAGUACCAUGGCCCCGCUUCAAGAUAGGUGCGACGCCACUCCAUACGAGGGUAUCGCAGCACUAUUUUUGUCAGAUAUGGGACAAACUAUAGGCGAGCUUUUCGACGAUUUCGACCCGAUUCCUAUUGGUGUUGCAAGUUUGGCUCAGGUUCAUGUGGGACAUCACAAAGCAUCGGGUAGAAAGGUUGCAGUGAAGGUUCAACAUCCUCAUCUGGUUGAAUUCUUCAACAUUGACAUCAAUAUGGUCCAGUCUACUUUGGGCUGGAUCAAAUACUGGUUCCCGGAAUUCGAAUUUACCUGGUUAGGUGAGGAAAUGGGGGAGAACCUCCCGAGAGAAAUGGAUUUUGUGCACGAAGCUCGCAAUACAGCUCGUGUGGUCGCUGAUUUUGAAAAUAUCAAGACGUCAUUACACAUACCCGAGGUCAUAUCUGCGAACAAACGAGUUCUCAUCAUGGAGUAUAUUCAGGGAGGCCGCGUAGAUGACCUUGCAUACCUUUCACAGCACAACAUUGACAGGAAUAAAGUCGCGCUGGAGCUUACGCGAAUCUUCAAUCGAAUGGUGUUUAUGAAUGGGUGGUUCCAUGAUCCUCACCCUGGUAACUUGUUGAUACGGCCUGCUUCUAAAUCAUCCAAGUCGCCCUAUAACUUUGAGAUCGCGCUUCUGGACCAUGGAUUGUACUUUGAUCUUGAACGAGAACUUCGUGUCAACUACAGCAGGUUUUGGUUAUCGCUCAUUGCUCGCUCGUCGCCGACUGUCGACGCUGACCGUCGGAAGUAUGCAGCAUUGGUCGGGGACAUCACGUCUGAUUUGUAUCCUGUUUUCGAGGCAGCAAUCACUGGCCGCCUGUCACCCGAUGGUAUAAUUGAAGCAGAUGACGGACCCAAGAGCGACACCCAGCGAGCCACAGGCAUGCUCGACAUGGCUUCUCAGAUUGAGGAAAUGGAACUAGCUCGCAAUAUUGUUGCCCCAGGGGACAUAUUGGUAUCCGUACUCGAUGUCCUGCGCAGAUUGCCUAGGCGCGUGCUGAUGGUCAUGAAACUCAACGACCUGGCGAGACACUUGGAUCAUUCACUGGCAACGACUCAUUCAAGCGUCAGGAUAUUUCUCAUCACGUCAAAGUACUGCAUGAAGGCAGUAUGGCAAGAUGAGAAGAACCGCUUCCGCGAGGGUGGACUUGGGCUUGGAUCCUUCUUGGGUAGCGCUUGGGCAUUCGCAACUGAGUAUUCCAAAAUCACAUUCAUUGAAUUGAUGAUGGAUUGGCAAGCUUCGCUGGUAAAGUCGAGCGCGUGGUUACGUGGGUUUUAUUCAAGAGGACUAGCGGGAGCGCACGAUGCGGCAGCUGGCCUUUACUAGUUAAAUUUAUGAUACAUAUGCAAUUAGAAGGUUGUUACUGUCGUGACAGAUAGAGUUUUAGACGUAAUGUUAUUUCUUGAUAUCAAAGAAAGACUAAUGCCUUUCUUUCCUGGCUUUUCG